This is a messenger RNA of Dipodomys ordii (Ord's kangaroo rat), 2002 nucleotides long. It is a transcript of the gene Mus81, whose product is annotated as MUS81 structure-specific endonuclease subunit. Gene Ontology annotation, cellular component: Holliday junction resolvase complex; nucleus. NCBI's taxonomy places the organism in Eukaryota, Metazoa, Chordata, Mammalia, Rodentia, Heteromyidae. The record is from RefSeq and is a predicted model, not a curated record. Gene Ontology annotation, molecular function: crossover junction DNA endonuclease activity; DNA binding; 3'-flap endonuclease activity. The transcript is spliced from 16 exons. The coding region runs from base 228 to 1892 and encodes 554 amino acids. Gene Ontology annotation, biological process: DNA catabolic process; mitotic intra-S DNA damage checkpoint signaling; double-strand break repair via break-induced replication.
AGAUGGUAGCGACCCUUCCCCGCUGGGUCUCUUAUGGAGUGGUGCGGGGAUAGAGAAGGCGCCGGGAGCGAACGUCUAGUUAGUGCCCAACAGGGGCCACGUGUUCGGGGAGGAUCUGCCCUCACUCUCGCCUCACCCCCCCCCCGCGCGCCCAGAUGUUCGCGUCCUGACUGCCGCGCCGCGCGAUCGCACCGGCGUGGGACGCCGAGGGUCCAGCCCCGGGGCUCAUGGCGGCGCCCGUGCGCCUGGGCCGCAAGCGCCCCCUGCCCGCCUGUCCCAACCCGCUCUUCGUGCUCUGGCUGACCGAGUGGCGGGACGAGGCGGCCCGCAGAGGGCGCCGCACGCGCUUCGUGUUUCAGAGGGCGCUGCGUUCGCUCCGGCGGUACCCGCUGCCCCUGCGCAGCGGGAAGGAAGCCAAGAUCCUCCAGCACUUUGGAGACGGGCUCUGCCGGAUGCUGGACGAGCGGCUGCAGCAGCACCGAGCGUCGGGCGGUGACCAUGCUCCAGGCCCCCCGUCGGGAGAGAAGAGUCCAGCUAUGGAAGGGUCACCUGCCCAAGACCAGGACUCUAACAUGCCGGUUUCCGCUCAACCCCAAGCAGGAGGCUCUGGUGGCUACUGGCCGGCUCGGCACUCAGGAGCUCGAGCUAUUCUCCUGCAGCUCUACCAGGAGCACCUGAACCCUGAUGGCCACUCUUUCCUAACCAAGGAGGAACUGCUGCAGAGGUGUGGCCAGAAGGCCCCCAAGGUAGCCCCUGGGACUACUCGACCCUGGCCUGCCCUUCGUGGCCUGCUCCACAGGAACUUGGUCCUCAGGACACACCAGCCAGCCAGGUUCUCACUGACCCCGGAGGGCCUGGAGCUGGCCCAGAAGUUGGCAGAGUCAGAAAGCUCGAGCUCGCUGAAUGUGAAUGUGGGCACCAGGCCUAAGGAGCCUCCUGGGGAGGAACCAGCAGUGCCAAGAGCAGCCUCCGCCGAGCUUGGCACCAGCGGAGGGGAGGGCCAGCAGCCCCUGCUGGAGCUGAGACCUGGAGAGUACAGGGUGCUGUUGUGCGUGGACACUGGAGAGACUCGAGGGGCAGGACACCGGCCAGAGCUGCUCCGAGAGCUGCAGCGGCUGCGUGUGGCGCACACAGUGCGCAAACUGCACAUUGGGGACUUUGUGUGGGUGGCACAGGAGACUGAGCCCAGAGAUCCAGCAAGACCUGGGGAGUUAGUUCUGGACCACAUUGUGGAGCGCAAGCGGCUAGAUGACCUGUGCAGCAGCAUCAUGGAUGGCCGCUUCCGGGAGCAGAAGUUCCGCUUGAAGCGCUGCGGCCUGGGGCACCCUGUGUAUCUGGUGGAGGAGCAUGGCUCAGUCCAUAACCUCAGCCUUCCUGAGAGCACGCUGCUGCAGGCUGUCACCAACACCCAGAUCAUCGAUGGCUUCUUCGUGAAGCGCACUGCUGACAUUAAGGAGUCAGCCGCCUACCUGGCACUGCUGACCCGGGCCCUGGAGAGACUCUACCAGGGCCGCACCCUGCACAGCCGCCCCUGGGGAGCCCAGGGGGAUCCCAAGCCAGGGGAGAGGCCCUCCCCAAACCCGCUCUGCUCACUCCUCACCUUCGGAGACUUCAACGCAGGAGCCAUCAAGAACAAGGCCCAAUCUGUGCGAGAAGUGUUUGCCCGGCAGCUGAUGCAGGUGCGAGGGCUGAGUGGGGAGAAGGCAGCGGCACUCCUGGAGCGAUACAGCACUCCCGCCAGCCUCCUGGCCGCCUAUGACGCCUGUGCCACCCCCAAGGAGCAGGAGACGCUACUGAGCACCAUCAAGUGUGGGCGUCUGCAGAGGAACCUGGGACCUGCUCUGAGCAGGACGUUGUCCCAGCUCUACUGCAGCUACAGCCCCCUGACCUGAGCUAUGUGUGCCAAGAGAUAGACCCCAGUCCUCAUCUUCCUUCUCUCCCCAGCCUCACCAGCCUUUCAACUGAGAUCUUUAGGGCUAUAAUAAAAACCUUUGUGUCUGCA